GAGAGUACCGCGUGACCCAGUAGCCCCGCCCUUGUCAUAUUACUUGUAAAGACCCGGUGAAGUUGUUGGGUACGUGUUCGAAUUUCUUCGUUCUCUCUUCGUGAGUUGUACAGGUGUAACAGGACUUUCUAAGACUUUGAAUUUAAACACACUGACCUUUACAUCACCAUCAUCUUGCAGUCAUGGCAUCGUUUGGAUCUAGAGGAACUGUAAAACCCUUCCCAGGAUUCAAUGCAAAUGAUGAUGCCCAGAAACUCAGGAAGGCUAUGAAGGGUCUUGGAACUGACGAAGAUGCCAUCACGGAUGUUGUCUCCAGGAGGAGCAUUGGACAGAGGCAGGAGAUAAAAAUUGCUUACAAGUCUUUGUUUGGCAAGGACCUUGUUGAUGAACUGAAGUCUGAGUUGAGCGGAAAAUUUGAGCAAGUCAUCAUUGGGCUGAUGAUGCCCUCAGCUGUGUAUGAUGCAGGCGAACUGAAGCGUGCAAUGAAGGGUGCCGGCACUGAUGAAAGAUGCCUGAUAGAGAUCCUUGCAUCCAGGACAAAUGAGGAAAUCAAACACAUUAAUGCAAUCUACAAAAGAGGACCUGUAUGAAGCUGGAGAGAAGAAGUUGGGCACAGAUGAAACACAGUUCAUUAGCAUUCUCUGCACACGCAAUAAGAAUCACCUACUGAAAGUUUUUGAGGAAUAUAAGAAGAUUGCGAAGAAGGAUAUUGAAGACAGCAUUAAAUCUGAGAUGUCUGGUGACCUAGAAGAUGCCUUGCUGGCAGUAGUACGAUGCAUCAAGAACAAGCCUGCUUUCUUUGCUGAAUGUUUGUACAAAUCCAUGAAAGGUGCAGGUACAGAUGAUGACACUCUUAUUCGAAUAAUGGUCUCGCGGUGUGAAAUUGACUUGUUGGACAUCCGAGCUGAGUUUAAGAAGAUGUAUGGGAAGUCACUGCACUCAUUCAUUAAGGGAGACACCUCUGGUGAUUAUGAAAAAGUCCUGCUGAGGCUCUGUGGUGGAGAUGACUGAGUAUAUUCCCGAAACACAAGUUCAUACAUUUCUUGAAAUAGUAGCACAUUACUCGACUCUCUAAUUUUGGUGCCAGUUCUAGAAGUCUCAAUUGUGAAUCCUUUCACUGGUUUUCUGAAAGCAGUAACUGCAGUGACUAAAGAUCUGAAGGUAAAACUGGCUGCCACCAUUCUGUAAAGGUGUUUGCAGAUGCUGCAGUCAGUGUAACACUGAAGAAAUAUCCAUAGUGCCAUGAAAUUCAUCUUUUCCACAUAAAACACAACUUAUUUUGGUUCCCCAGUAUGAAUCCAUUACAUCUGAAGGACUUAACGCUUUGACCAGACCAGUAUAUCUCCUGCUUGUCAGUUUAUUGCAUGACUGCAUUUCCAUCAGAGUUUGAAUUUAACUUCUUCCAGGCUGAAUGCAUGUACUAGUUUCUUUCUGCAGAAGCAGGAGCCAUUCACCACCUCUUAUUUUACAGUGCAAUAGCUUUUGACAUUUUGUAGAGUUCAAAAGGCAGUGUAGUUUUUCUGAACUUUGUAAAAGUGUCUUUGUACUUUAAUACUUUGAUAUAAUAACCUUUUGUGUUUGUGUGUUGAUGAUAUAACUGGAAUUUAAACAACUGUAGGGCAUUCUCUUUCCUUAGCAGUGUGAUAAUGUGUAUCCAGAGUGUUGUACAGGGACAUGCAGUCACUUUUUGAAAACUUUUUUUCUAAAAACAAUUUGUGAACAUUUUUAUAACAGAAUAGUGAAAUAAUAUUGAGCAAGAAACAGAAGUACAGCAGAAAUAUUUUCUUCAGGAAAAAGAAGGUAUUCUUUGAUAUGUGCUGAGAAGUGGGAAGCGGCAGUUUAAGGUUAUUUCCAUUUCUCAAACUAGACCCAAACUCUUUACAUAAGUGAAUAAAAUAUGUAUAUUCUGCCCCUUCACGAAACAUGUAUCUGUAAAACAGACACAUGAAAUGAUAUCUAUUUCCACUGAAGACAGACCUUCAGGUUCUGUAUUUCAUAUUACAGAUCACAAGGCAUAUCUGCACAGACCAUGUAGGAUGAAAAGUCGUAAGAACAUUGUCAGUGGAAAAUGUUGUACAAGAGUGUGUUUGAUCUAGAUCAUGUUUUUCAUACUGAAGAAUGUUAUGUCUUUUGAUUAUGACUGCUGUCCAGCAAAAUGAAAAAAUGCAGAGAAUGCUCAGUCUGUAUAAACUAGUUUAAUGGCUGAUAUCACCUAUGUCAUAAGCUCAUUCAAGUGUAUUAUGAGUAAUGGCUGUCUAAAACAUUUCCACUUGUAUGUGAUGCAUAGGUACUCAGUUUGAGAAAAUUGUAAUUUGCAAUCAGCUCACCUAGCAGAGAACAUUGCUGAAGAGCACUUGGCCUAUUUUUCUUUUUUUGAGGUGCACUGGCACAGAUUUUAUUUAUUGUAGUAGUAUCUUUUCAAAGAGAUGCAGGGUCUCUACUUGCUGUACCCCUCGCCUUUGGGAAAUGCAUUACUCUUCCCAUGUUGUUCAUUGCUUUUAUCAUUUCACCUUUCAGUGCAUAACAAAGAUGCAUCUGUCAGUCCAGGACUGUUUCCCUCACUGAAACUUUAGUAAUGUAAAAGUUGUUAUAUGCGUCUGUAUGGCAUUGUUGGAUAACUUACAUUUAGCAAACUUGUUUACAUUUUAAUGGUCUAAAGAUGUGUAUUCCAUUGUGACUUGUCAGCUAAAGAAAACAUUUCAUACUUUGCUAAGCCUGUGAAUGAAGAUUUUAAAAUGGCCACUUUUGUUACUGCACAAUUGUGAAAAUCAGUAGCAUUUUUGUGAGUAGAUUUGUAAUAAUUUAACAUCAUUCUAAGCACCCUUUUACAUAUAUGCAUAAUAAACCAUUUUUGUUAAA
Molecule: messenger RNA, 2859 nt
Organism: Protopterus annectens (West African lungfish)
Lineage: Eukaryota; Metazoa; Chordata; Ceratodontiformes; Protopteridae
Gene: ANXA4
Product: annexin A4
Cellular component (GO): cytoplasm
Molecular function (GO): calcium ion binding; calcium-dependent phospholipid binding
Source: RefSeq, a predicted model, not a curated record